Sabethes cyaneus is the source of this 5546-nucleotide messenger RNA. RefSeq names its product ETS-like protein pointed (gene pnt). Gene Ontology annotation, cellular component: nucleus. Lineage: Eukaryota; Metazoa; Arthropoda; Insecta; Diptera; Culicidae. The transcript has 10 exons. Gene Ontology annotation, molecular function: DNA-binding transcription factor activity, RNA polymerase II-specific; sequence-specific DNA binding. The record is from RefSeq and is a predicted model, not a curated record. Bases 1444 to 3879 code for a protein of 811 amino acids. Gene Ontology annotation, biological process: regulation of transcription by RNA polymerase II; cell differentiation.
AAGUGAGUGGUUCAGUCCUGCGGAUCGUCCUCGGUUGUGUGGUUUGCUGUGUGGAUGGACUGCUGUAGUUCAAGCAGCUCGGAAGGAUCCGUUUUAGUGCGGUGUAAGGAAUAUCUUCGGUCACAAGGCCUAACAUUGCGAUUUCGCCUAUCAGCUAGCGCGAGAAGUGAUAAAAAGUGUACUGUAGAAAGAAGCUGAAAACAAUCGUUAUCAGUGACAGAGUGGUAACACCGCGAAUGAAUGGGACUGUUUGUUGGCGGGGGCAAAAGCAAGUGAUAAGAAAUUUCUGACCGGAGUGAACGCAUUAUUUCGAGUCAAAAGUUUAGCUUGAACGGUUUCAAACUGCGCGAGAAGAGUGAAAAAAAAAAUCGGAACCUAAGCCCCCUUCAGAAAAGAGUCAGAGUGUUGUAUUUCGCGGAGGCGACAUUUUUCAUUUGACGCGCGAUCAUUCGUCAUUUGCCAGUACCAGUACAUUACAUAGUCGUAUUUGCACUUGCGGAGGCCCAUUUGGUGGUUUAUUAUGGAAUGAAAUUAUUUUGAUUAUUUAUGUUUUUGUACGUUACGAAGUUAAGCUGCAGCGUAGGCGAAGUUGGGCGGAAAGAAGAAGCCGAAAUUUGAAGAAUACUGAUACCGCGAAAAACGCCCAGUGCAGUUGGAGGGUUGUCGGGUCUGAUCGAGCGAUCAUCAUUAAUGCAAACCGUAGAAGAAGCAGCCCCAGGGUGACGCUAGGUGACGGGGCAAGAGUGUGGUUGGUUGAUAGCAGAAAGGUGGCGACACGUCGCAAGAAGAGAAUACUAAGAAGCAGCGAUUUGAUUCAUUCAUAAAAUCUUACUCGCGCUUUUUUAUUUUAUUUUGCGCUGCUUAUGUGAGCGCACACGUCGAUCCGAUCCGAGAAGGCGGUGUGUGUUGUGUUGUGAGUGAGCUUGCCGCUUGCCGCAGCUCGAAGAAGCAGAAUCCCGACGACGCAAGUGUGGUUGUGCGCAGAGCAGCACGCGAUUAGACGUCGGUUGCGGUGAUCAGCAGAGUAGGCGAAAAGUGCGAAUAAAGCGAUAGACAGCGUUUUCUGUAAAUUUAGAAUAUUUACCAAAAUCAGUGAAACUGCAGUGAAUCAGUGAGGGUGCGAUUUCGCGGUUUCGCUGUGUUGUGACGCUCCUCCUUCCCCUUCGUCCAUUGAUUGAAACAAAGAGGGUGAAAUGCAAAUGCAAUUAUAAUUUGUUAACGCUAAAUGAAGUUUGUGGGCAAUACAACGUGACAGGUAAAUACUGUCGGUCGUUGGUUCUCGGUUUCGAGCAGCAAACAGCAAGCAGGAAGACGGUUUUUGCGCGUUUUGAUUGAAUUGCAAACGCGGAGUUGAAGAGUUGUUUGCAGCAGUCAGGAGCGGCCCAUCGGAGGGAGCUUCUACCAGCGUGCAGCCGAACUCUUCUUGGGGCGCACGUACAAGCAAUGGAUUUGGAGGCAGCGUACGAAGCACUAGCGGACUACUCGCUCCAGGAGGCACCCUUCUACGAAGCACCGCUUAAGGUGACGUCCCCACAGUCGCAAAAUCCGUACGCAUUGUUGCGAUCUGGUCAGAUGGCUGCGUCCUCGCUGAUGCUAACCGGUGGUACUACCGGCGGUGGCGGUGGGGGAACCGCCGGUGGCGGCAAACUGAUGCCAUUGAACUUUAGUACGAGCGGUGUCGGUACUGGCGGCGGCGGUGGUCAGUCUUCUUCCGGGGUACCGUCGCUGGUGCCGGCCCUUGUACCGUCGUCCGGUGCCGGUGGUCUCCAGAAAACGAAGAAAAAUUUCAAAAAAUCCGUCAGCUUUCUGCCGACGUUCGUACAGAGUUUCGACGGUGAAACCCAGAUUCAGCUUAAGCAGGAACCACUGGACGAUGGACCGCACAUACGAAACAUACAGAAGGUUCCGAGUCUGUCGGAUUUGAGCGAUCCGGAGGCAUCACUAGAUGUACCGACGCAGAUGCCACCGCUGACGCCCGGGACGAACAAGAAGCUGACCGAAGUCCUGUACGCUUCUUUCGCUUCCUGGGAGAAGGUGGUGCAGUCCUAUAAAAUCACCAAAGAUCCACGACAAUGGACCCCCGAACAUGUGAUCAUUUGGCUCAACUGGUCGAUCAAAGAGUUCUCGCUGGAAGGCGUCAACAAAGAGCCGUUCCUGAAGAUGAGCGGCCGCGACAUCGUCGGCCUAGGGAGGGAGGGUUUCCUAGCGAUCGCCCCACCCUUCACCGGUGACAUCCUCUGGGAACAUCUGGAAAUUCUGCAGAAAGAUUGCGAGAAAGCCCUACUGGACAACAGCAGCAGUAGCAGUUCGACCGGCGGUGCCUCCUCCGGGACACUGUACGACUGCGGAUCGACCGGGGCGGCCAGCAGCGGCGUUAGUGAGCUUAGCGAAUACAACAGUGCACUCCAGCGGUUGAGCAGCCAGCAGCAGCAGGAGCAGCAAUAUGGCGGCAGUGCAACCAGCAAUUCCAACAACAGUAGCGGUUAUACAUCUUUGCACGAUCGAAGCAACAGUUCACCACCGCCGCUGAUCCAGCAAUCGUCCAGUCAGCAACAGUCCGGCAGUGGUGGCGGUGGUGGCGGCGGCGGCGGAGGCGGAGGCAGCAACACUACCAGCAAUAGUAACAAUCCCACCAGCUCUGCCAACAGUUCGUCCUCGUCGUCCGGUAACAAUAAUAACAACAACAACAACACUAGCAGCAGCAACAACAAUAAUAAUAACAACAACAGCAGCAGCAUGUCAUCCUACUUGUCCUCGAUGGCAGCGGCCGUCCGGAAUGCCAGCAAUAGUGCGAACAGCACCAGCGCCAACUAUCCCAGUAGCAAUAGUGCGAACGCCGGUUCGGCGGCGACCGGCAGCGGGCAGCAUCCGCAGAUGAAGGAAGAACACGAACCGAACAGUUUUAUCAACAUCGACGAUCUGCCGAAUUUCGGCGUCGUUCCGGGGCCAUACGACGACCAGGACCAGUAUCAUUCGUUGCCACAGCCGGGAACGCAAACGCCGUCGCAUGCCUACCUGGAGAACAGCCCGGAAUUCUACUCUGCCAUCCAGAUGGAACAGAAGUAUAUGGCGCCGCACUACAAAACCGGACCGUACACGAGCCGGGGUGGCCGUUACCAUCAACCGCAUCAUCACGCAGGUGGAGGUGGUGGCACCGGCGGCGGCGGAGGAGGAGCUGGAACUGGCGCGGGCGCCGGUUCGCAAAGUGGCCAUCAUCAUCAUCACCAUCAGCACCAGCAUCCACAUCACGACGGUUACCAUGAGUACUCUUCCCCGUACGAUACGCCUCCGUUCCAAACUGUACCCAGCAAUACGACGUCGCCGCAGGGAUCGGCGAGCACCAAUGACGGAACAGGACUGGGGGGUCAUAUGGACCCGUGGAGUCAGUUGCACCAUCCUGGACAGCACCCUGGCCAUCCCGGUACGCAUCCGUCGCUAUUGGACUUCCAGCAUCCUGCUUACAUGGGAACCUCUCUUGGCUUUGACAAGACAAUGCUCGGCAGCUAUGGGACGCAGGGUGGAACACCCUGUUUCACCGGAUCUGGUCCGAUUCAGCUAUGGCAGUUCCUGCUAGAACUGCUAACCGAUAAAACCUGCCAGAAUUUCAUCUCCUGGACCGGAGACGAGUGGGAAUUUAAGUUAACCGAUCCGGAUGAGGUGGCACGAAGGUGGGGAGUCCGCAAAAAUAAACCAAAAAUGAACUACGAAAAGCUUAGUCGAGGCCUUCGGUACUAUUACGAUAAAAAUAUCAUCCACAAAACCGCGGGCAAACGCUAUGUGUAUCGUUUCGUUUGUGAUCUUCAGACUCUGCUCGGAUACUCUGCCAAGCAGGUGCACGAAAUGGUUGACCUCAAGCCGGACAAAAAGGAUGACGAGUAGGCGGACCCGCUUCUUAACAGUAUAGUAGGCCAAAGUGUGCUUCUUGCUCAAUCAAAACAACAGGAAAAAAUUACAACAACCGCAACAAAAAUUCUAAGGAGAGCAACACUUUCUUCUAGCUGCUUGACUAUUAUUUUCUCCGAUCGUGCUUCCAAUCGUACCGCAAACGAACGUUAUCGUUAUCCGUUAUCCGCCUUUCUUAAAUCCUUCUCCUUUCCACCCCGCUAGAAGAACAAACGAUCGCAUACUGCAGUGAACUUCCGGCUACCGGCUACCGGCAUCCGUCAUCUGGCUACAACCAGUUCAGGCUGUCAAUACGGCUGCAAGUCAGCCAGCAUCAUCAAAGCAGGCGUUGUAAAGCAAUCGAAGUAAAGCAAAACAACAGAUUUCCUCAUUUGUCAAAAAGAAAAACUGAACAAGGCCUGAAAAAGAGCCUGAAGCGUGCUCCCUUGUUGUAGUAGUCAAUACACGUGGUACAAGCGAUUAAGGAUCCGUUCCCACAACUUCUGGUCUGGUAAGCGUAUGGUACCGUUCAAUUUGAUCACUCAUCAAUUCGUUAUGACGACACAGAUCGGGGGGUCAGUCAAAACGCAAAUGAAACUUAAUUCUACUUAACAAAAUCUAAAUAAACGAACAGUGACGGCGAGAUUAGUGGCUGAGAUCCGCGUAAAUCAUAAACAAAUGACUUUCAAAAAAAAAACCGCCUAGGUACUGUGCAAAGGAGAAAGGCAAGAAACAAAAUUUUAUUCUAUUUUUUUUUCUUAGUAAAAAACAAAUACUUGUGAAGCUUUGUGAUAAGUUUUUCAUUUCAACGUUUAUUUUAAUUAGAAGAUAAUUUCACAUAAUGUAUGGAAAAUAUUAUUAUAAAUAGUAGAGUUGAGUGCGACAGCAACGUAAGGAGAGCUAGGUUUAGUGUCCCUCGAAAGCAAUCGAGAAAUUGAGCAGUAUCAGAAACAAAUUAACGUAAAUGUUUUUAUCGUUUUCGCAAACAAGAAGAAAAAAACAAUGGAACAAACACACAAAAAGAAGAUUAGUGAAUGCAUAAUCAUAAUAUUAAAUACUGAAAAACAAAAACUGAAAAAAAACAGUCGCAUUGAAAUUGGUGUCCUGUCGUGCGGCGGCGCGGGUGUGCCUUUGCACACUUCGCACUAACCGAAAAAAAAUCAGAGUACUAUUCUAGAGCUUAGUUUGCUGUUUGUGUGUUAAUUUCUGCCGAUGCGAAUGUUAACGAACGAGUGCUGCGAGUGUGUUUGUGGCAAACGAAUGUGUGGUUUACCUAAAAGUAUGAUGCGUCUGGUUUAUUAGCAUGUACGCGGAAAAGCGACCGAAUGGUUCUUCGGUUUAGAAGAGAAUUGCUGUGCAGUUAGAGUUUUAAGCCAAUUAAGUGAAAUAUAUGAUUGUAAAAAAAAGUAAUUGCAAAGAAAAGCAAAAGUCGAUCAAAAAUACAGCAAAAUAAAAGCGAAUCGUAACACUUGGAACGGGGCACCCCAUUCUUCCGUUCUCAGUCGGACCGGACGGGUGCGACGAGUAAGGAGAGUUAGAAACAGAUUUCAUCAACAUAUUUAUGUCAGUCGUGUAAAAAAAAAAAGUUAGUUCUCUGUGUGCCUAAUUGAAGUGCGUGCAUGUAUGAGCCCCGCGCCGGGACGACUGGCAGAGAAGGGCUCCGU